AGAGUAUACGACGGGAAAGGGGAAAAUACUUGGCCAUUGAUAACGACGAAGAGCGAAGGAGGGAAUAGAUCGGAGAAUGAGCGGAGCAUCGACGGCGGCGUAUUUGGCGCGGCGGGCGGCGCAGAGGGAGAGGGUUCAAAUUCUCUAUCGUCGUGCCCUCAAGGACGCUCUGAACUGGGCCGUUCAUCGCCAUAUUUUCUACCGCGACGCCUCUGAUCUACGCGAGAAGUUCGAUGAUAACAAAGAUGUGGAAGACGUAGACAGAAUCGAUAAUCUGAUUGCUUAUGGUGAAGCACAAUAUAACAAGUGGCGCCACCCUGAUCCUUAUAUCGUUCCAUGGGCUCCUGGUGGUUCAAAGUUCUGUAGAAAUCCACCUCCACCCUCUGGGAUCGAGAUAGUGUAUGACUACGGUCAAGAAGACAACCCAUAACCGCAGCUGCAUCUUUAUGCCCAUCAAUAAAGAUUUCAGACAACCUUGCUGUGGUUUUGAGAGAGAAAGAUACACGACUUUCCCAUCGUGUGGAUGUUGUUUUAAGGUUUCGGACCAAUUGUUGUUUCUGGUAAGGAGCUCUGUUUCCGUUUCUUCGUCUUUCUGAAAAAUCAUUCGGGCGCUGUUUGCUGCUCAGACUCAUAAUGGAUUGUUAUGUUAUGCUCUGAUCAUGACAAUGACUACAAUCAUUUCAUGUG
Tarenaya hassleriana is the source of this 687-nucleotide messenger RNA. RefSeq names its product NADH dehydrogenase [ubiquinone] 1 beta subcomplex subunit 9. The transcript has 6 exons. Lineage: Eukaryota; Viridiplantae; Streptophyta; Magnoliopsida; Brassicales; Cleomaceae. Gene Ontology annotation, biological process: mitochondrial electron transport, NADH to ubiquinone. The record is from RefSeq and is a predicted model, not a curated record. Bases 77 to 430 code for a protein of 117 amino acids.